GUUCUUGUCGCCUUGGAAACGGCUGCUCCCCUUUCAUCCCGCCCAGCAGUCACGUGGAGCGUGUCAUGGCGGCCUCCACGGCUGCGAGGGGCGGCGCGAGCGUGAGCCAAGGCGGGGGGCUCCGGCUGCUCUUCGGGACUGCUGGGCGCCUUCUGGCCCGGGGCUUUCGCACUGCAGUGGCCAUUCAAGCAGAAGAUGAGAGUCAGGCAGCAGAAAUAGUGAAUGUGGUUUUCAUAGAUCGUUCUGGAAAAAGGAUCCCAGUGCAAGGCAGAGUUGGGGACGACGUGUUGCACUUGGCCCAGAGACAUGGCAUUGACUUAGAAGGUGCCUGUGAAGCUUCCCUGGCCUGCUCUACUUGUCACGUCUACGUCAGCCAUGACUUUCUGGAUAAGCUUCCCACUCCUGAUGAACGGGAGGAUGAUAUGUUGGACAUGGCGCCCCUGCUUCAGGAGAACUCACGCCUGGGAUGCCAGAUCAUCCUCAGCAAAGAACUGGAAGGAGCAGAGUUCACCCUCCCAAAGAUCACCAGGAACUUUUAUGUGGACGGACAUGUCCCCAAACCCCAUUGAGGGCAGCAGAGGCCGAAGGUGAAUCAGUCUCUGGAGUGAGGCUGAUCAGAGUCUGUGAAGCAGGUUUCACAGAGCAAAGCAGCUGAAGCCCGCUUCCAAGAGAAAAGGGGGAAGGAUUUGAUUCCUGAGCAAAAAGAGGAAGGAAUUUCUAUUCAAGCCAAAGAGGACCACUCCUGCAAGUGUCUGUCCCUCUUUCUGUUACAAGUCUCUACAUUGGCCUUUAUUUGUGAUGCAAAGAGGAGAAAGAGAGAAAGACUCCUUCCUACUUAUCCAGUGGCUGUCCACUCUACAACCACUUCACUUGGAAAAUGUUUCACAAGAAGCUGAGUGGUCCCUUCGCAAUAGCUGCAGUCUUUUCCUAGAGGAAUGUAAGGCCAUAUACACAAUACAUUUUGGCCACAUGUAGAGAAAGAUGAGAACAUGUGAGUUAUUCUCACAAGCACUAGGGAUUCAUUCUUUCCAGUUCCACCUUUGUGACUUCGCUUGUUGGAAAUGUGCAUUAUUCUACACUGGGGCCUUUUUGUCUCAUCUGCCAUUUCACUGUGGAGUAUUGAAAAUUACUCUGUUGUAGUUCAUAUCACUUAAUAAACAGAAGGAAGAAAUG
Pogona vitticeps (central bearded dragon) is the source of this 1173-nucleotide messenger RNA. RefSeq names its product ferredoxin 2 (gene FDX2). Gene Ontology annotation, cellular component: mitochondrion. Gene Ontology annotation, biological process: P450-containing electron transport chain. The record is from RefSeq and is a predicted model, not a curated record. Gene Ontology annotation, molecular function: electron transfer activity; 2 iron, 2 sulfur cluster binding. NCBI's taxonomy places the organism in Eukaryota, Metazoa, Chordata, Lepidosauria, Squamata, Agamidae.